This is a messenger RNA of Xiphophorus maculatus (southern platyfish), 1143 nucleotides long. RefSeq names its product fucolectin-3-like. The transcript has 6 exons. NCBI's taxonomy places the organism in Eukaryota, Metazoa, Chordata, Actinopteri, Cyprinodontiformes, Poeciliidae. The coding region runs from base 117 to 1061 and encodes 314 amino acids. The record is from RefSeq and is a predicted model, not a curated record.
AAAAGGUUUUUAUAUGAGGAAGAAAGUUCUGUGACAAACCAAGUCUGAACCAAAUCAAACCAUAAAGACCUUCAGCUCCGGUGACAAAAAAUCUGUCCUCCAAGAAAUCAGCAAUCAUGAAACACAUUGUCCUGUUUCAUUUGCUGCUCCUGUUUGGAAUGUAUUCAGCCCAAAAUUAUAGAAAUGUGGCUUUACGUGGCAAAGCCACCGAGUCUUCUCACUACAAAGGAGAGUGGGAUGAGUUGGUGGAUGCCUAUAAAGCUAUAGAUGGAAACCAAAAUUCGAAUCUUAAAAAAGGAUCUUGCACCCACACUGACACUGAAUCCAACCCCUGGUGGAGAGUGGACCUGCUGGACUCGUAUAUCGUCACCCAGGUCAUCGUCACCAACAGAGGAGACUGCUGUGAUGAGAGGAUCAACGGUGCAGAGAUUCGCAUUGGAAACUCUCUACAAAACAAUGGUGUUGAAAACCCGCUGGCUGCUACAAUCUCCUCCAUUCCAACUGGAGACUCUCAAGUAAUCAAUGUUUCUCAUCGAAUGGAGGGACGUUAUGUUACUAUUGUGAUACCGGGAUCAGAAAAGACUCUGAGUCUCUGUGAAGUGGAGGUCUAUGGUUACUGCGCUCCAACUGGUCAGAACCUUGCCCUUCUAGGCAAAGCCACGCAGUCAUCACUGUUUGAAUUUGGUCUUGCAUAUAACGCCAUUGACGGGAAUCGCCUCAACGCGUGGAAUCAGGCUUCCUGCUCGCACACGUCAAACGACGAAAGCCCCUGGUGGCGACUGGAUAUGCUGAAAACACGCAAAGUGUUUUCAGUUAAGGUCGUCAACCGGGAUUCACAUCAAGAACGACUCAACGGCGCCGAGAUCCGCAUCGGAGAUUCUCUUGAGAACAACGGGAACAACAAUCCCAGAUGUGAUGUGAUCACAGUUUCUUCGGGAAAGAAUCUUUAUGAGUUUAAUUGUAACAAGAUGGACGGACGCUACGUAAACAUCGUCAUCCCCGGCAGGAACGAGUUCCUUACUCUUUGUGAGGUUGAGGUUUACGGCUCCACAAUGGAAUAAAGCCUGCAGUGGCAACAAAUGGCUGUUUGUACGGCUCACAAAAACCUGACGCUUCUGCUCAAUAAAAAGGCUUUCAAAUGUG